This is a messenger RNA of Dentiscutata erythropus, 1017 nucleotides long. Lineage: Eukaryota; Fungi; Glomeromycota; Glomeromycetes; Diversisporales; Gigasporaceae. The record is from the annotation of a GenBank genome assembly.
AUGACAAAAGUGCCAAUAGUUUAUCACCAGGGAUAUAAUAUUGCCUUCUGGCACCUUGAAAAGGUUCAUCCCUUUGAUACACAAAAAUAUAAACGCAUUCAUAGAAUUCUUAUCUCAAAUGGUAUUUUUGAUUUAAACUCUUUUUAUGAACCUUCACCACCGACUCAACUUGAUUUAGCCAACCUUCAUUCCACUCAGUACCUUGAUUCCUUAAAUAGUAGCUCUCAGCUACAAAAAAUUUUAGAGGUACCGUUUGUGGCAAUGUUACCAAAUGUUUUAUUAAAGAAAAAAAUUUUGGAUCCUAUGCUAUUACAAACUGGAGGAAGUGUUUUAGCUGCAGGUGACUUUUAUACCUUUAAAAAUCAACUGGCAUUGGAUUACGGUUGGGGAAUUAAUUUAGGGGGUGGUUUUCAUCAUGCACAUCAUGAUGGAGGUGGUGGUUUUUGUGUCUAUGCGGAUAUUACUUUAAUGGUAGAAACAAUACUAAGCAAAUAUCCAAACAAGGUUUCAAGAGUUAUGAUUGUAGAUUUAGAUGCUCAUCAGGGAAAUGGACACGAGCGUGAUCUAGCCAAUAAUUCUAAAGUCCAUAUUGUAGACGCAUUUAAUUCUCAUAUUUACCCUCAGGAUGACGAAGCUUUUGCAUAUACUCCAACACCAAUCCCAUUGUCAACUCCUGAUCUUAGACAUGAUGACAAGUAUCUUCCCUUAAUUCAAUCAAAUAUAUUUCAAUCAUUUCACAAAUUUCAUCCCAAUUUUGUUAUCUAUAAUGCUGGAACGGAUUGUCUAGAAGGUGAUCCAUUGGGGGCUAUGAAUCUUUCUUCAGAUGCGAUUUUAAAAAGAGAUGAACUUGUUUUUCGAAUGGCACUAGAUCAUGGAAUUCCUAUUGCUAUGGUUUUGAGUGGUGGAUAUCAGAAAAAAAAUGCUGAAAUUAUUGCAUCAAGUAUUCUAAACUUAAUUAAGAAAUUUGAUCUGGUAGGAAAAUGUAAAAAAUCUGAUAAAGGUCCCAACCCAACUUAA